CAGAGAUCGACUAUAUUGUCCGCCCAUCUUGUAGCUGAGCACGCACUAGCAGUGGUGGUUUUUUGCUUUGGAGCCAAGUAGCUUCUUGUAGCGAUGACAAGGGGUGGCGAUGCGGUGGCGGAGGCGAGCGAGCACCUCCUUGGCCCGCCGCCGGCGAGGGGCGGCGACGGAUCUUCGCUGGGGAUGGUCAUGGCCAGCACCGGCGUCGCCGUGCUCGGCUCUUUCGCCUUCGGCGUCGCGAUUGGCUACUCGGCACCAGCUGAGGCCAGGAUCAGCCGGGACCUCCAGCUGACCCUCUCCGAGUACUCUGUUUUCGGGUCGGUAAUAACAAUCGGGGCCAUGAUCGGAGCGGUCGUGAGCGGGCAGAUUGCGGAUGUUGCUGGACGCAAAGGGGCGAUGAGGGCGUCUGCUCUCGUUUCCAUCGUCGGAUGGCUGGCUAUCUUCUCUGCACAGAGUGCUUCUUCACUUGAUUUUGGGAGAUUUUGCACCGGACUCGGCGUCGGAGUGUUUUCGUAUGUGGUGCCGGUUUUCAUUGCGGAAAUUGCUCCGAAGGCUCUUCGCGGGGGGCUUACAGCUCUGAAUCCAUUGAUGAUAGGCACUGGAUUGUCCGUGACGUAUAUCGUCGGCACGGUUGUGUCCUGGCGCAUGCUGGCCAUGGCUGGACUUGUUCCAUGCAUAAUUCUCAUAGCUGGUCUCUUCUUUAUCCCUGAAUCGCCUCGAUGGCUGGCAAAGGUUGGCCGGCAAAAGGAGUUUGAAAUAGCACUGCAGCACCUCCGUGGCAGAGACGCGGAUGUGUCCCUGGAAGCUGCAGAAAUCAAGGACUUCGUCGAGACCAUUGACAAUCUUCCAAAGCCUGGAAUCCAGGAUCUUUUCAGCAGGCCAUACAUCCGUCCUGUCGUUAUCGGCGCGGGUCUAAUGGUUUUCCAGCAGUUUGCAGGGAUAAAUGGCAUCCUGUUCUACGCCAGUGAAACAUUUGUCUCAGCUGGGUUCGAUUCAGGAAACCUAGGAACAAUCUUGAUGGCGUGUAUCCAGUUACCACUCACAACACUUGGAGCUCUACUGAUGGACAGGAGUGGCAGAAAGCCACUAUUAUUGAUUUCCACAUCUGGACUCCUCGUCGGGACUCUUAUGUCAGCAGUAUCAUUCUACCUUAAGAUUCACGGGAUAUUCCCGGAGCAAGUCCCAGUCAUCACACUCACCAGCAUAUUGGUCUACAUUGCAAGCUAUUCACUAGGGAUGGGUUCCGUUCCUUGGGUCAUAAUGUCAGAGAUAUUCCCCAUCAAUAUGAAAGGAAUCGGCGGAAGCUUCGUGACUCUGGUGAACUGGUUGGCUUCAUUAGCAGUUUCUUUCGCCUUCAACUUCCUCAUGAGCUGGAGUGCUUCAGGAACAUUCUUCUUCUUCGCCUUCGUUUGCGCGGUGGCUAUUCUCUUCAUUGUGAAGAUCGUGCCGGAGACAAAAGGCAAGACCUUGGAAGAGAUUCAGGCUUCCAUAAACUGCGGCACAUGAGUGGCUUGGAGAAACAUGACUGUUGCGUUCCUUGUGAAGAUUCCUGCGGGAGACAAAAGGCAAGACAUUUGAAGAGAUUCAGGCUCCAAUAAACUGCAGCAUAUGUGUGGUUUCUAGAAAGUUAGAUGACGCAUUUUUCUUUGCCCACACAAUUCUAUACAAUCUGUAUCGAAUCCGUAACGAAGAUAGGUAUCAGGAUAGCUAAAACGUGCAGAAGAUUUUGAUGUUGGUGUAUCCUUCUAGAGGAUUUGCAACUGCCUCCUCUUCUAUUAGGUCUGCCAAAAUAGUAUGAUAUAUUGUCAAACAAAAAGCGAGUGAAUUUUCAUCUGCUGAUGUAAUCAGCUGAGAGCAAGACAUGCAGUCAGACAUGUUACAUAGUGCCUUGCCGCGCCGUUCUUCUCUGGGGUUGUAAAAUCUUUUGGUCUUUAUUCCUC
This is a messenger RNA of Triticum dicoccoides, 1940 nucleotides long. RefSeq names its product sugar transporter ERD6-like 7. NCBI's taxonomy places the organism in Eukaryota, Viridiplantae, Streptophyta, Magnoliopsida, Poales, Poaceae. The record is from RefSeq and is a predicted model, not a curated record. The coding region runs from base 94 to 1506 and encodes 470 amino acids. Gene Ontology annotation, biological process: carbohydrate transport; transmembrane transport. Gene Ontology annotation, cellular component: membrane. The transcript has 17 exons. Gene Ontology annotation, molecular function: sugar transmembrane transporter activity.